CAGCUGCUCUUCAUUGAGCAACAAAGAGACCGAGUCUUGCUCACAGCAUGUCCCCAGGGACUCCGUAUGAAGAAGUCGUUGAAGCACACAAGCCCACCUCGAGAGGCUUUUGCCGGAUGUCAGGUCGAAACUGGCCUUUUCGUCGAGCAGAACAGAGGAAAGGCACCGUGACUCUAUGGCACGCGUGGACGAUGAUGCUGACAGGUCGUGAAACAGAGGGAGGAAAUCGCUAAUGGAGCAAGGGUCAUACGGGCACUCGCACUGCGAAUCAGUCCGACCGUGGUUGAGAGGGGUCCCUUGCCCACGAAGAGCAAUAGCCUCAGCUAAAGUGGACAGGUCCUUCUGACGCCUGGAAGUGGCUUGCCAGCACUUCUCACAAGCUGGAAAGCGCGAGCUAGCUCGUCUUGGCGAGCAUCCAACGCAUGCACGGGCAAGUACCUGCGUUUGCUGCGGCAGAUCUUGGCAUUCUUAUCGACCAUCACUUCGCGCUCCAUGCGACGUGUGGCUCGAUGUUCGAGGAGAGGCCGAGCCCUUUUUGCCGCAUGCAAGACGUAUGGCUCUACACCAUGCCCGCUGCACUUUUGGUAGCAGUGCUACCUGGGCCGCUCAGUCCUGUGCUGAUGCCGCUCAGAGCAAGCCGGCACACGAGUUGCUAGUCUCGCUGAAGGUUGGCUCAAGCCUCAAAGGCAAGCUCUUGAAUCAACAGACCGAACCGCUCUUCCCGUCGGUCUCGGCAAAAUCACCUACUUUUGUGGAUUGAUCACGACAUCGCCGAGCCUACAUGAGUGCACUCACCAUUCAGGACAGAUUCGCGUCUAGACUGUUGAAAGCGAAGUCCUCAAGCAUCAACCUUAUGUGCGACAUGACCAAGCCUUUGCCAGCCAAAGCGUGGCUGCAGGACCUGCGGCAAAGCGGCCUAAGUGAUAGGCUUUGUCAGAUAGGACUGGAACAUGUGGCGGCUGCAAAAGCGAGCGGAACUUCUGGCAAUGCGGAUGACCGUGGCACCAUGAGGUACUCGCAAAUGAGAUGCAUGAUCAAGACACAGAGAUGGAAAGGUGCCAUAUAAGCCAAGCGUUUGCCUUGAUGUUCGGGACGCUCUGCUCCAACCACAAAUCGUGCAGCGUUUUGUAUUAAAUAGACCGUGAGCAUUCAGACACAGCUCAGCUCUUACCGCCCGUCGUCACCUCUUGCAACGGUUCUUGACGCUCCUCACUUGUCUACCUCACUGC
Molecule: messenger RNA, 1229 nt
Organism: Ceraceosorus bombacis
Lineage: Eukaryota; Fungi; Basidiomycota; Exobasidiomycetes; Ceraceosorales; Ceraceosoraceae
Source: the annotation of a GenBank genome assembly